Molecule: messenger RNA, 417 nt
Organism: Lathyrus oleraceus (garden pea)
Lineage: Eukaryota; Viridiplantae; Streptophyta; Magnoliopsida; Fabales; Fabaceae
Exons: 1
Coding region: 1-417 (138 amino acids)
Source: RefSeq, a predicted model, not a curated record
AUGAAUGACAACCUGAAGCAUUUUCAAAGGAAAUUAACAGAAUGGAAACUCGAAGCUGAACAUCUUCUUUUAGCCCGACAUCAGCUGUUUGAGAAUGACAAGUUGAGGAAUGGGAACAGAGAAACACUUACUACAUUAAGGAAAAAGGCUCAGACCGCAACAAGUAGUGUUCCAUCUCCGUUUGGAUCAAUAAUGAAGGGAGUGUCAAGACCUUUGGUGCAAGAGGUGUGCACCACCUGUGGUAACCAUGACUCUUUUGAGAAGACGUGGACAAGGCCUCCAAGAACGGAUCUGUUUGCUGGAAUUCCAUUUCAUGCUGCUCAUACUGUAUUGGAAACAGAUCAAACUCAGUUUGACUUUGAGGCAAAAGAAAAACUACAGAGCAUUGUGAAGGAAAAAACACAUAUCCAAACUUAA